Messenger RNA from Venturia canescens, 3366 nucleotides. It is a transcript of the gene Diap2, whose product is annotated as death-associated inhibitor of apoptosis 2-like. Bases 534 to 2201 code for a protein of 555 amino acids. NCBI's taxonomy places the organism in Eukaryota, Metazoa, Arthropoda, Insecta, Hymenoptera, Ichneumonidae. Gene Ontology annotation, biological process: regulation of cell cycle; positive regulation of protein ubiquitination; negative regulation of apoptotic process. The record is from RefSeq and is a predicted model, not a curated record. Gene Ontology annotation, cellular component: nucleus; cytoplasm. Gene Ontology annotation, molecular function: cysteine-type endopeptidase inhibitor activity involved in apoptotic process; ubiquitin protein ligase activity. The transcript is spliced from 8 exons.
GAUUCCACUUUUUAUUCCGGGGAAUCUCCAUGGAAUCUCCACUCAAGUAGGAAUUUGACAGUUCAGAAUUAGAAUAAACACAAUAACACAAACAGUGUAAACCUUACAUUGAAUUGCAAAUUGAAAGAUAAACAAUUUUGGUGCGAAACGAAGGUUUAUCAUUAACAAGAGUGCGAUGUCAUCGUAAAAUAGUCGUGUUGUAUAAAAACCGUGAGAUAUUGUGAGAUAAUUAUAGUGAUCGAAAGAUUUCAACGAUUGAGCAUUGUUUUUUUGCCUUUUUUCGUAUCGACUUUCACUCGAGCCGAAGUGACUAGCAAUAACUAUUGUUGUUGUGUGACGACAACGAAGAAAAAUUUGAUUCAGUGAUUCGAUUAUUUCAUAAAGUGAAACUAAAGAUUUCCAAUUGUCAUUGUGAAUGUCGAAAUAUUUCGCAAUGAUUUUCACAGACUGUCGUCCAUUAUAACAAAAAAUAUACUUUUCCGAAAUAUUAUUUCUUAUUAAUAUUUUCUGCAUUCAAAACAAAAUAAACAACAAUGAAUAUCGAAGAAAAUAGGUUAAAUACGUACGUCAGCUGGCCUGCGAACGCACCUAUAAGUCCCGAACGUUUAGCGAAAGGAGGAUUUUACGCUACGGGUCGAGCACUCGAAGUUCAGUGUUUUCUUUGUGGUGUUAAAAUUUCCGAAUGGAAUUAUGGUGAUCAGGCGAUGGUCAGACAUCGUCAAGCUGAUCCUGAAUGUCCAUUUGUGCUGCGACCGACUGAAACUUGCAACGUUCCUUUAAUUCCACCUUUGCAAACGCCAAGUUCAGAUACUUCGUCUCAAAUGCUCACACACGGGGGUUCCUCUUCAGCUUCUGUUUCACAGAUGUCUAAUCCUUGUACACAAUACAGCAGUGUUUUCCAAAGGUUAAAAUCAUUUGACAAUUGGCCCAUUCCCUUCAUUGUUUCUCCAUCAAGUCUUGCCAGAGCUGGAUUUUAUUAUCUUCAGGACAAUGCCAGAGUAAAAUGUGCUUUUUGCGAAGGCAUCAUAAUGAAAUGGGAUCCUGGAGAUGAUCCAAUCAAGAAACAUAGGCAAAUUUUUCCAAAUUGUAAUUUCUACAACCACCCUUACAUUGCUGAAGUGCUGACUGCAGAAAAAGGCGAGUUGAGCAAUAUCAAACUCUUGCCCGGUACAAGUGUCGACCUAAGUGAGCUCGGAGUUCAGAGACACACUGCGCCCCGUGAACCAAAACAUUCCACUUAUGAGGGAAGAUUACGGACUUUCGAAGGAUGGCCCGAAAAUCUCAAACAAACACCAGAAAUGUUGGCCCUUGCUGGUUUUUAUUACGUCGGAAUAGGCGAUCAAGUGAGAUGUUUCCACUGUGACGGAGGGCUGAGAAAUUGGGAAGAAACCGAUGAUGCUUGGACAGAGCACGCAAGAUGGUUUCCAAAAUGUGGCUUCGUCUUGCUAGUGCGUGGACAAGACUUUAUAAAACACUGUAUCGACAAUAGACCUCCUCUUGAUCCAUUGAUACUGAUGGGGGUCCCGGAAGAUGGCGAAGAAGAUGCUAUGCCGGAAAACCGACCAAUCGCCGUCCCAAGUACGGCAAGAUCUCGAGCUCGGGAAGUAACGGAUGCAGAGGUCGAAGGCUUUCUCAGCUCUGGGCCAGCGAUGGCGGCGUUAGAGAUUGGUUUGAACGUUGGACGAGUUAAAAUGGCAAUUAAACAAAGAAUCGAAUCGACGGGAUUGCCAUAUGCGAAUGCUGAUGAAUUAAUCGAGGAUGUUCGCUACGUUCAUCUCGCUGAGGAAAACGAUAUCACGGAAACAGGCGACUCCGAAUCACCGUCUUCGGAGCUGUCGAAUCUCCUCAAUCAAGUAAUAACGCUCCAGUCGAAUCGGUCAAUGGCGUUUAUAAAAAAUAUCGAAAAAAGACGUCGAAAAAUCGAAAAUGGGGAAAGCUCAAACGAAUCUUCGAAACUCGAGAGUGAACGAGCUAUUCGCCAAGUGGAAUCACCGGCAGCUGACAGAACCACCGUCUUGGAGGAAGAGAAUCGUAGAUUAAAGGAAGCUCGAUUGUGCAAAGUUUGCAUGGAUCGUGAGGUCUCAGUGGUUUUCUUGCCGUGCGGACAUCUAGCGACUUGCGUUCAUUGCGCCCCCUCGUUAACACACUGUCCGAUGUGUCGUCAAGAGAUUCGCGCGACAGUCCGUACCUUUCUAGCUUGAUCGAUGCGCGAUUAGAAAAGCGUGAUUAUUAAACGAAUUUACUUAGAAAUUUAGAGGAAAAAUAAAAAAUUAAUUAAGAGAGAAUAAAGUAAUGGACAAUAGCGGCAAAAGGUUAGAUCGCACUUGAAAAACUUAAUAUAUUACGAAGAACAGAACAAAAAUAUAUGUACAAAUAAUAUAUCUGAAGAGCAAAUGUCGUAGUCAUGUCGUGACUAACUUCACUGUCUGAGAACAAGGCAUUAUUCUGUCUGAUAAAUAUCGUCGAAGAAUGAACGCUCGAUAUUGACCUUUUGUUUUUCCUCGCUCCGGCGUAGUUGCAAACAUAUCGCGUUGUGAAAAAGAUGCUCAUUUUGAAGUUUGCAUCGUUACAAUGGAAGUCACUUUUCAAUCGGAAUUGAUUUUUUUUUCCAACUGAUGAAAUGCUGUUCGUUUUCAAUGGGGAACGGCGCGCAACGUUUUCUUGAUAUUUACAUUUUGCCAAAAUUUAUUUGCCAAUAUUUGUUCUCUUAACUGUAAAGACGAUUUCGAUUAUGAGAACUGGGUAACAUUUUCCAGUUUUAUUUCAACAAAAGUGAAGGAUUUUUCGCGGAGGAAGGACAAAAAAUAUUGACUAUUUGACGAGGUCUGAAUCGGACAACAAUGACAAGAAUUUCAUUCGCGUUCCCACGACGAUGCAAGCUUCAUCGACAGAGACGAAGAAAAACCUGAUGCUAUUAACGAUAAAUCAUAUAACGAGCUUCGAGUAUUCGUAAUACGAGAUAAAUAACAAAAAAGAAUCAGCAAACGGUAGAAUCUAACAGAGAUAAGAAUGAUGAAAAUGUUAUAAGCAAACAUAAGUGGAGAUACACAAUAAAUUAGAGCUGAGAGUCUUCGUGGUGUCUAUUGGCCUCACUGAAAUGCUAAAACUACGAAAAGACACUCGAAGCAGAGAAGAGAUUAAAAGAAAAGAAAAAUAAAGUUAAAAAAAUAAUAAUAAAUUCGCUUUUUCCUGAAAUUAUCUAAAUCAUAAAUGGAAUUGUGAUCCGUGAAUUAUUUUCUUAAGCCUCGUCUAACUUAUUUUCUUAAAUACAUAUUGUGUCUAUUUAUUGUCUGUCGAGUGUCGUCGAAGGAGAGAAAGAGAGAAAAGCGUUAUUGGAAAUAUACGAUGAUUAUCGGCAACCGGCAA